ACUGACCACCCCAUCAUAUUUUCCCCUGCUUUCAAAUUACGGAAGCCUGCUUAUCAUAUACGCUACCGGUGCAUAUUUUUCCAUCAUAUGCACCGACCGCCUAUUUUCCCCUGCUCAUCUUAGAUUAAUCCACCGGAUUGCUGCUAUUUGACGAUGUCCGAUCAAAACCCUAAACCCUAAAUUAAUUUUCCCGUCGAUCUAUCUAUUGGUAUUCUACUGCUUGCCAUCAUCUUGAUAUUCUUCCAUUCAUGAAAAGGAAGACGGAAAAUUCAAGAACUUGUUGGCUUUUUGAAGUUACGUUAGUAUUCUCAAAUGCAUAUUUUUAAAAAGUAAGUUAUGUUGUCAUCCUCCCAGUGUAUGUUAAGGAUGUUCAAGAAUUUGUUUUCCCCAACUUCAUACGCUACCUAUGCAUGUUAGAUCACUCCACCGGAUUGCUGCUAUUAACUGUCACAUUGACGACGUCCGAUCAAAACCCUAAUCAAUUUUCCCGCCGUUCUAUCUGCUCAAGGAAAUGGGGAGCAUUAAGCGAAUACGUGAGGCUAUUUGGAGUUCAAUUCGGUCAGGGGUUAUCUUGUUGUUGAGGAGUUGGUUUUCAACAGCCUCGAAGCUGGUGCCACCAAGUUUUAAUCGCUUGGACUAAUUGCACCUGCAAAUUUUUGUGUUGCUUGCACAAAAGGCAGAGACCGGUAUCUGUUGCUAUAGGCAUUGACACCUGCUAUAUUAAGGUUGUUGACAAUGGAUCUAGUGUCUCACGAGAUGGACUGGAGUUGAUGGGAGAAAGAUAUGGUAAUCUUUUUGCAAAAUGUUGGGCUGACAUAAUCUUUUCUAUUGUAUUGAUGCUUCUGUACAUAAUUUAUUAUGCCCGACAACUAUGAUGUUCAUAAGUUGGAAUGAUUGUUAUUGUCUAUAAGAUUGCAUGCAUUACCUCAACUGAUAGGCUGUGUGACAGUUUGUGUUCAUUAAUAUCUUUUUCCAGAUGUUCUUUUAUUUAUUAUUUUGUGGUUUACUUGUAAUUGGGAAAACUGUUAUGGCUGUACACAACACAAUAUUGAUGCUUACAUUUUGUUUUUGCUUUUAUUGUAAGAUGUACAUGUACAUCUCAAUCCCGGUGCUUCAUUUGCAAUAUAUUUAUAUGUAUUCCCCCCCACCCCACCCGCUUUUUUUUUGUGCUUUAUCUUCUGUGUUACUUCCUUUUUGUGUGGUCAUUUUAAAUAUGUUUUGUAUGCUUGCUUUACACCAGCGACAUCAACUACCAGCCCCACAAACUUGAUCAGGCCUCUUGGAAGCCUAAUAGCAGUGGGGAAUUUAGUUGUUCUUCUGCCUGGGAACUUAUCAGGGACAAAAGGAGUAAGACAAGAAUUAACUCUCAAACAUGGCACAAACACAUUCCUUUUAAGUGUUCCUUCCUACUCUGGAGAGAACUUAGAGGGAAACUACCUACUAAUGAAAAACUUAUCAGCUUUGGAGAAGCCCCAGCCCAAUGUUACUAUUGCCAUAGAGCUGGUUUGGAUACCAUUGACCAUAUAUUUGUUUCUGGAAACUUUGCCAGGAAGGUUUGGAGUGUAUUUUCUGAUUCUCUGGGUAUUAGUAAAGAAUACACACCACUUAGAAACCUGAUGAUGAGGUGGUGGUCCAGUAAUUACAGUAAUGAGGUCCAUAAACUUAUCCUACAAGCAACUCCAAUCUUCAUAUGUUGGAACCUUUGGAAAAAUAGAUGUACCAUCAAAUAUGGAGGGAAGCAGUCCAAUAUUACAAGAGUGAUCUACUCAGUCUUCAAGGAUAACUUCAACCUUCUAAGCACUACCUACUCCUAUAUCAGCUGGCCAAAUAGAUGGAAGGAACUGGUCCUUCUUGUGGAAAAAUGUACUAAUGAAGUUAAUGUUAGUACUGUCUACUGGAGGAAACCUUCAGCUCACAUGGUGAAGCUGAACACUGAUGGUAGUGCACUUCACAAACCUGGAAAAAUAGGAGGGGGAGGAUUGCUAAGGAACAAUCAAGGAGAUCUUCUCUUUGCUUUCUCAACCCCUUUUGGAGAAGGUACAAACAACCAAUCUGAGAUAUUGGCAGCCAUCUUUGGUUUGACUUGGUGUCUCCAAUUAGGAUAUACUAAAGUGAUCCUUGAAGUGGACUCUGAGCUAGUAAUCAGAUGGAUAAAACACCUAGCUCAACCACCAUGGACUGUCAGAACACAACUCCAACAGCUGCAGGACAUCAGUCAUCAAUUCCAGGUUUUCAAAUGCAGCCACACUUACAGAGAAACCAAUUUUACAGCUGAUGUUUUGUCCAAACAUAGCCACAAAUGCACUACUCCACAGAUAUAUCUCAAUAAACAAGAGCUUCCCAAAGAGGCAAGAGCUUACUUUGAGUUUGACAAACUGGAAAUGGCCAACUUCAGAAGAAGAAGGCUUAAGAGAAUCAAGAAGCCACCAUGACCUUGUCAGCCUCCUUGGUCCAACUUACUAUUCAAAUUACUUAUUGCUAUGCAUAGUAAUAAUCAAUUUGAAGGUUCUAUAGUUAGGACCAUGGUAAAAGGGAACACCUCCCUUGGCUUAUGCCUUCUUAAAAUAACCAAUCUUAUUUUACAGGUUAGGAUUAGAAUAGAACCUUUCUUCUUUGUCUUUCUCCUUUUUGGCCUUGUAGGUAUAAAUACACAGGCACCAUAUCAUCCAACUAGUGGAGGGACAGUCAGGUGUAUACUGGAAAUUUACCACAGCUGUUCCAAGGUUGGACUUGCCUUAGAGACUCAGCAGUCAUACAACACCUGCACAAACAAGCAAUUCAACAACAACAACAAAGGUCAGGCACUCAGAAUUCCUGCACAUGCCACAACUGCAACAACAAACAAAACCACCAUGCAACAUCAAAAGGAAUCCAUAUUGCACAGGAUCAUAGCAAAUAUAGUAGGGGCAAAGCCCAAGAAGUCUCAGCUCAAACGGAUAAUUGGAGACGUUAGUCGAGCGACCUUGAAAAAGUCAACCGACUUAAGUCCCCAAAUGGAGCACUUCACAACUUGGAGCUUCCAACUUGUCCAAAUGACCUCCAAACUUUGCAGGGAUACAGAAAAUACUAUAUUUGCACAACCAAAGAAGUUUCAUCUCCAACGGAUAAUUGGAGACGUUAGUCGAGCGACCUUGAAAAUGUUAGCCGACUUAAGCCUCCCAAUAGUGCACUUCACAAUUUGGAGCUUCUAUCUUGUCCAAAAGACCUCCAAAUGUUGCAGGAACACAGCAAAUAUAGUAAUUGCAAAGCCUAAGAAUUUUCACCUCAAUCGGAUAAUUGGAGACGUUAGUCGAGCGACUUUGAAAAAAUUAACCGAUUUAAAGCUAACAAGCUCCAAAGAACUGUUUGAGGUCUUUUCUUUUCUUUGCUUUGUCUUUGUUUUUGUAUGUAGGUGCGGGUACCCUAAGGAGCUGAUCAUGAGUAAUGAUCUCCUCCUGAAGAUAGCUUGCAACAACAUACAACUGAACAAUUCCACUAGCUGGCUACAGGUUUGCAGCAGCCUAUACUUCCCCCACAUUUGUGUGGGUCUUUGGCUACUUGUUUGUACAGGUCCACAGAUAUCCAAACAAAGGGAGACAAAUGCUAGACAUGCAAGAGACUCACCAGCCCCCAACAACAAUUCAAACAUGCCAGAUUCCACCCUUUAUUACUUGCAUCAGCCCAAUUAUAUCCAAGAUACUUGGAAUUCCUUGUGUGGUUAUUCCUUGUGAAAUUUAUUUCAAUAAAAUGUAUGAUAUUGAUGGUCUGAGCACUCAAUAAGUUGGAUAGCUUCAUUUGUAGGUGCUAAGAUCAAAAGUUAAUAGGAAAACAAUCUACUCUAAGGUCUCUAAAUCAGUUAAUGAAAAAGGAAGUGACCGAACAAUGACAAUUAAGAAGUGUGUGCUUCCGUGAUUGAACAUUAGUUUUGGACGUCAUACAAAAGUUGUAAAAUUAUUAAUAUUUAAGUUAAAUAAAAUAAUAUUAAAUAUUUU
Molecule: messenger RNA, 3971 nt
Organism: Solanum dulcamara
Lineage: Eukaryota; Viridiplantae; Streptophyta; Magnoliopsida; Solanales; Solanaceae
Exons: 5
Coding region: 2481-3710 (409 amino acids)
Source: RefSeq, a predicted model, not a curated record